UCAUUACAACAGUUUCGGGUAUAACGUUGAAUCGUACAGAUCGAAGCCAAUCACUGCAAUGUCCCAGGAAAGAAUUCUACUGGCCUAUUCCGGUGGUCUGGAUACCAGCUGUAUCCUCAAGUGGCUGCUCGAGAAGGGAUACGAAGUGAUCUGCUUCAUGGCUGAUGUGGGCCAGGAUGAAGACUUCAGUGCUGCCCGGGAGAAAGCUCUCCGCAUUGGUGCCCAAGAUGUGAUCAUCAAAGACAUGAAGCAGUUGUUUGUGGAAAAGUGCGUUUGGCCAGGACUGCAGAUGGGAUUGAUCUAUGAAGAUCGUUAUCUACUUGGUACAUCGCUAGCAAGACCCUGCAUAUCGAUCGGGCUGAUUGAAUCGGCAGCUGAGCGAUCGUGCACAAUCAUUGCGCAUGGUGCCACCGGCAAGGGAAACGACCAGGUUAGAUUUGAGUUGAGCUGUUAUGCGUUGAACCCACAAAUCAAAGUGAUCGCUCCUUGGCGUUUGCCCGAGUUUUGCGAGAGAUUCCAGGGACGAUCGGAUCUGUUGGAGUACGCUCAAAAGCAUGACAUUUCGGUUUCGGCUACGCCGAAAGCUCCCUGGUCAAUGGAUGCUAAUAUCAUGCAUAUCAGCUACGAAUCGGGUAUUUUGGAGAAUCCAGCAGUCGCGGCUCCAGAUGAGUUAUAUCAAAUGACUCAAUCACCAGUGAAAAGCCCAAACACUCCGAUGAAGGUUGAAAUCAGCUUCAAAGAAGGUGUUCCAGUGAGUGUAACAGAACUGCAAAGUGGUAAGAAAAUGGACACACCGUUAGAUAUUCUCACUUACCUGAAUCAGCUCGGGGGAGAGCACGGCGUGGGAAGAAUCGAUUUGGUAGAGAAUCGUUAUCUUGGACUGAAAUCUCGCGGAGUGUAUGAAACGCCCGGUGCUACAAUAUUGCACAUUGCCCAUCGGGAUCUAGAGGUGUACUGUUUGGAUCGUGAAAUUUUGAGAGUCAAAUCGUUUCUAGCAUCCAAAAUGGCCGAUUACGUAUACAAUGGGUUCUGGUACUCACCGGAAGCGGAAUAUGUGAAAUCGUGUCUGAUUGCAUCCCAAAGCAACGUCACUGGUAGUGUUGUAGUGGAAAUUUACAAAGGACACGCAAUGGCAGUUUCCAGGAAGUCCGCCAAGAGUCUUUACAAUCAAGAAUUGGCAUCGAUGGAUGUUCAUGGGACACUCUCACCCAGUGCCGCUACUGGGUUCAUCGAAGUCAACGCUAUGAGGUUGAAAGAACAUCAUCGAGUGUUCGGAAGUGCUAAUAUGCAAUAAAAAACCUGUUUCAAAAAUGUUUCCCUUCGAAAAAUAUACAUUUUACAAUCUCAAUAA
Molecule: messenger RNA, 1351 nt
Organism: Toxorhynchites rutilus septentrionalis
Lineage: Eukaryota; Metazoa; Arthropoda; Insecta; Diptera; Culicidae
Gene: Ass
Product: argininosuccinate synthase
Exons: 1
Coding region: 59-1294 (411 amino acids)
Biological process (GO): urea cycle; L-arginine biosynthetic process
Cellular component (GO): cytoplasm
Molecular function (GO): argininosuccinate synthase activity; ATP binding
Source: RefSeq, a predicted model, not a curated record